Messenger RNA from Cylas formicarius (sweet potato weevil), 887 nucleotides. Its product is annotated as histone H3.3A. The record is from RefSeq and is a predicted model, not a curated record. The transcript is spliced from 3 exons. Gene Ontology annotation, cellular component: nucleosome. Lineage: Eukaryota; Metazoa; Arthropoda; Insecta; Coleoptera; Brentidae. Gene Ontology annotation, molecular function: DNA binding; protein heterodimerization activity; structural constituent of chromatin. Bases 152 to 562 code for a protein of 136 amino acids.
CAACCAAUGGCGUUCUAGAUGCUUCUCGACGAAUGGUAAAUGGUUUGAGAGCGUCACUUUUGUGUUUUGUCACUUUACCUUUCCCCGUGAUAAUUUGAGGAGCUGAGAAGUUUGUGAUUAAAUUUUUAAUUGAAAAAGGGAUUAAAUCGUCAUGGCGCGUACAAAGCAAACCGCACGUAAAUCAACGGGAGGAAAAGCUCCUCGUAAGCAGUUGGCUACUAAAGCCGCUAGAAAAUCUGCGCCUUCCACUGGUGGUGUCAAGAAACCACAUCGUUAUCGUCCAGGUACAGUAGCGCUGAGAGAAAUCAGAAGAUACCAGAAAUCUACUGAAUUGCUGAUAAGAAAACUACCAUUCCAACGUCUGGUCAGAGAAAUUGCACAAGAUUUCAAAACUGAUCUUCGUUUCCAGUCGGCUGCCAUUGGAGCACUUCAGGAAGCAAGCGAGGCUUAUUUAGUAGGCCUUUUUGAAGAUACCAAUUUAUGCGCUAUCCACGCUAAACGUGUCACCAUUAUGCCUAAAGAUAUCCAGUUGGCACGCCGAAUCCGUGGUGAACGAGCAUAAAUCUCACAUAAGCCUCAGUGUUUGAGAAUUUCUGUAGCAUGUAGUUUUCUUUAUAUAUUUUUUCUUAUUUUGAGAAUAACUGCAUUUAACAUAGCUAAAUUUAUGUUCGAACUUUCACUGGUAAGACAUAUGUGAUUCACCAUUCGACAAAAAAAAUGUGUUCAAAUCUUUGACCUUCAAUAUUUCUCUUAAAAAUGUGAAUAUUUAGCAAAGUGGUCGUAGUAGUAAUAUUUGAUUCAUUUCUUUGGAAUGUAAGUGUUAGGAUUAGAUGUUUUUUUUAAUUAUUGAUGUAUCCUAUAUCCCUGAAAUAAAUAAGUAACCGAUU